AUGUCCACGCGCCAAACUCCCCCUUUCUCGUCCCUCCCUCUACGUCCAGACGGACCACACGGCAAUGCCUGGGGUCUCUACGGCCCCAACGACAACCUCGGCCGCCUCAACCUCCUCGACCCCCAAACCACUUUGUCCGCAAUCCGCGAAAUCCACGACGGCAUCCGCAUAUCCACCGACUGGUCUCUAGACAGCAUGCUCCAACAACCCUGUUUCGGGCGCAAACCAUUCGAGCAGACCAUCGUCAACAAGGCGCCAAGGUCUGUGAAUGAUGAUGUUCUUGUGCUGAAUACGCAGAUAAGUUCGCAGUGGGAUGGGUUUAGGCAUUAUGGGUAUCAAAAGGAGAGGCUAUAUUAUAAUGGAUAUACGUUGGAGGAUUUGUUGGCGACGAAGGUUAAUGGCAUUCAUGCGUGGGUAGAAAACGGUGGCAUUGUGGGAAGAGGUGUAUUGCUGGACUAUGCUGCAUGGGCAACAGCUCAUAAUAUGAGCACAGACUGCUUCUCAACAACUUCCAUCACAGUCUCCCAAUUGAAAGAAAUAGCAGCAUCACAGGGCACGACGCUACAACGCGGCGACAUCCUCUUCAUUCGCACAGGCUGGAUACAGGCAUACAACCAGCUUACAAUAGAAGUACGACAAGCAUUAGCAGAUAGUAAAAAUCCGGCCGCAAUUGGCGUCGAGUCAUCCGAGGAGACACUCGAAUGGGUAUGGGAGCAAGGUUUCGCAGCCGUUGCAGGAGAUCAGCCGAGUUUCGAGGCAUGGCCUUGCCAGAAUACGGACUUUUGGCUGCAUGAAUGGUUUCUGGCGGGUUGGGGACUGCCGAUAGGUGAGCUGUUUGAUUUGGAGCGGUUGAGUGAGGAGUGUCGGCAGAGAGGAAAGUGGUCGUUCUUCUUUAGUAGUGUGCCAUUGAAGGUUCCUGGUGGAGUAGCAAGCCCACCUAAUGGCGUAGCCAUUCUUUGA
Messenger RNA from Talaromyces amestolkiae, 960 nucleotides. RefSeq lists its product as uncharacterized. The coding region runs from base 1 to 960 and encodes 319 amino acids. The transcript is spliced from 3 exons. The record is from RefSeq and is a predicted model, not a curated record. NCBI's taxonomy places the organism in Eukaryota, Fungi, Ascomycota, Eurotiomycetes, Eurotiales, Trichocomaceae. Gene Ontology annotation, molecular function: arylformamidase activity.